Messenger RNA from Bacillus rossius redtenbacheri, 2498 nucleotides. It is a transcript of the gene ApepP, whose product is annotated as xaa-Pro aminopeptidase ApepP. The record is from RefSeq and is a predicted model, not a curated record. The transcript is spliced from 13 exons. Lineage: Eukaryota; Metazoa; Arthropoda; Insecta; Phasmatodea; Bacillidae. The coding region runs from base 287 to 2131 and encodes 614 amino acids. Gene Ontology annotation, molecular function: metalloaminopeptidase activity.
ACUGUGAUUCCGAGAUUUUAUUGCAUUCUUGUGACUGGCUCUAGCUGUAAUAUUACCAGAGAUUCCAUAUGUUCUAUGGUCUGUGGGGGAGGAGGGUUUAUUAUUGUAUGUUUGGGAGUUAAAGUGUCUGUACAAGUGUACAUUUAUGCUGCAGAUAUUUGUUGGUGUCUUGUGCAUAUGGACGUUCAUGUUCUGUGUAUGUAAUACAGUUUAUAUAUCUAUGGUUUAAGUUUUAAAAGAUCUUGGUAUACUUUCUGGUAUUUAGAGAGCUGACUGCUCAGCUACGAUGGCCAAGAAAACGUUGCAGUGUCUAAAGCGUCUGCGCGACCUCAUGAAGGAUGUCAAAUACGUGUCGGAACCUCUGAGUGCUUACAUCAUCACAUCCGAUGAUGCUCAUCAAAGCGAGUACCUGGCAGAGUGCGACAAGAGAAGGCAGUUCGUCUCGGGCUUCACGGGCUCCGCAGGCACGGCCGUGGUCACGGAACACGAGGCCUGCUUGUGGACGGACGGCAGGUACUACCUGCAAGCCACGGAAGAGAUGAGCGAUGAGUGGAAGCUAAUGAAGGAAGGCAUGCCGUCCACGCCGUCCCAGGGCUCGUGGCUGGCCAGGACGCUGCAGCCGGGCGCCCGGGUGGGGGCCGACCCCUGCCUGGUGUCCUACACCACGUGGAAGACCCUGCAGGACGAGCUGGCGGCUGCGGGGCUGUCCCUCGUCCCGGUGGCCCCCAACCUGGUGGAUGUCCUGUGGGAGGGGCGGCUGAGUCCUCCGGCCGGCAGCGUGCAGCCUCUCGCGAUCAAGUACACCGGGAAAACUAGCAAGAAGAAGGUUGAGGAAGUGAGGAAGAAAAUGAAAGAAAAAGGAGCAGCAUUGCUGGUGGUUACAGCUUUGGACGAAGUGGCAUGGCUGUUGAAUGUACGGGGAUCAGACAUAGAGUUCAACCCUGUCUUCUUCUCGUACGUGGUGGUGACGAACUCGCAGGUACACCUGUUCGUUGACGAGAGUAAAAUAAGUCUGGCGGUGAGAAAUCACUUCAAUGAAGAAGACUUGCCCGUCAGCAUCCACCCGUACGAUAAAGUUAGUUCUUUCCUGUCGGAACAGGUCAAUCAGCUGUCCGGUCAGGGCGGGAAGGUUUGGAUCAGCAGCGACAGCAGCUACGCCCUCGCGAGGCUCUUCCCGGACAGCUUGAGGAUCCUGGAGAUCACGCCCAUAGCCGUGAUGAAGGCGCGGAAGAACCCGGUGGAGGUGCAAGGGAUGGUGAACUGCCACGUUCGCGACGCAGCUGCUCUGUGCUGCUACUUCGCCUGGCUGGAGAGGCAGUUGAAGGAAGGGCAGGUGGUGACGGAGAUAUCAGGGGCUGACAGGCUGGAAGAAUUCAGGAAGCAGCAGGAGGACUUCAUGGGCCUAAGCUUCGACACAAUAUCGUCGGUGGGACCCAACGGCGCCAUCAUCCACUACCACUGCACGCCAGCAACUGACCGUCCAAUCACCACCCGGGAGCUGUACCUCUGUGACUCUGGUGGCCAGUACAGAGAUGGUACUACUGACGUGACACGAACAUUACAUUUUGGAACACCAACAGAUUACGAGAGAGAAUGUUUCACCAGAGUCUUCAAAGGACAGAGGCUUCUUGGCACUGCAAUUUAUCCUAAUAAAAUUAAGGGAAACUGUUUAGACACGCUUGCCAGGAAGUUCUUGUGGGACGUGGGGCUCGACUAUCUGCAUGGGACAGGUCACGGGGUCGGGGCUUAUCUCAAUGUGCACGAGGGACCUAUGGGUAUCUCCUGGAGGAUGUACCCGAAUGAUCCUGGCUUGCAGGAGGGAAUGUUCCUGUCUAAUGAGCCUGGGUUCUAUGAGGAUGGGAAGUUUGGGAUUCGGCUCGAGAACGUCAUGUAUGUUGUUCCUGCACAGACUCGAUAUACCUUCAAAGACCGUGGCUUUUUGACUUUCAAGACUGUCACGUUAGUUCCCAUUCAAACCAAGCUGAUCGACAAAGAUUUGCUUACAGCAGAGGAGGUGGCGUACCUCAACAGCUAUCACCGGGAGUGCAGAGAGGUGGUUGGUGAGAAGCUGAAGGCCGCAGGGCAGCAGGAAGCCUGGGAGUGGCUUCACAGAGAGACCGAACCAAUAUGAAGUCCGGCGCGGGAAAACUCGGGGGGAGAAGUCGGCAUGGAUCAACCAGCAUCACUUGCAGAAAGACUUCACAGACUAAAAAACAAACUGCUGUCGUAGGGGAUGCCGUGAUGGUGUGAAACUAAAGAAGGAAGCUUUAUAAAUAUGUGAAUGCCUUCUAACGCAACCUUACGUAUAGAUAGUCUGUCUUCCACGAUGCAGCGGUUGUGAUACAUUUCCGAUUUUGUUACGUUGUUUUAAAGCAUUAGUGAUGUUUACAUGAUUUUUUCUAGAUUUUUACAGGGUGCAGUGCAUUUAUGUUAGUAUUAUAUUAAACUUGUUUAACAUAAUCAUAUCUUUAUCGAGGAAAUAUAUGCUCAUGUAGAUA